Epithele typhae is the source of this 930-nucleotide messenger RNA. Its product is annotated as mitochondrial K+-H+ exchange-related-domain-containing protein. Gene Ontology annotation, cellular component: mitochondrial inner membrane. Bases 1 to 930 code for a protein of 309 amino acids. The record is from RefSeq and is a predicted model, not a curated record. Gene Ontology annotation, biological process: proton transmembrane transport; potassium ion transport. The transcript is spliced from 5 exons. Lineage: Eukaryota; Fungi; Basidiomycota; Agaricomycetes; Polyporales; Epitheliaceae.
AUGGUCGCGGCCACUCGAGUCGCCCGCGCCGGCACGCGCGCCCUCCGCAUCGUCGCGCUUCCGCUCACCCCCGCCUCUUCCGCGCGCGAGCAACUGACCUACUACCACUUUGUCACCCCGCCCGACACACGCGCUACGAACUCCUGGCUGCCCUGGAUCACCACCAAGGCGACAGACCUCUGGGCGGGGCUUGGGAAGGCACCCGAAGGCAACUGGAAGCGGAGAGCGUUUCUGUACGGCGAGCGGCUCGUCGACCGCCUCGAGUUCGAGGAGCUCGCGCUCAAGUCCGUCGACCCUUCCAUCGGCCCCAAGCUCUCAGACUAUGUCCCGCACCGCAAAGAAAAGGUCGAUAAGGCGAAGGAGAAGGUUGAUGAGGGUGCGCCCGCGAGCGCGGCGGUCACGGUGAGCGACCAAUCCUCGCCCUCGAUUCCACUCGUGUACCCGCCGUCGGCGUGCUCGACACCGGUCCCACAUCUGGAGGCGCUUCUCGCGAAGCGCGCCCCAAGACACAGGAAGGGCUUCUGGUUCUGGCUCGCUGUCGCGCCGUUAACCGCGCCCUUCGCUAUCAUACCCAUCAUCCCCAACUUCCCAUUCUUCUUCUGUGUUUGGAGGUCCUGGCACCAUUACCGAGCGUACAAGGCGUCAGACUACCUCUCCGCCUUCCUCCGGCAAGGCGCCAUCGUCCCGCAGACGUCCACCGCGCUCGACGUCGUCUACGCCAAGCACGCCCCGCGCAGGAUACCCACCGCGGCGGAAGACGACAGGCCCCCGCCCGGCGCAAGAGAAAGCGAGACGGAGCUGCUGCUCACGCCCGAGGCCGUGCCGGAGCUCGAGAAAGCCCUCGAGCUCCCGGACGGGAGCUCGUUCACAGCGGACGUGCUUCGCGCGCUCGAGCAGGCGCGGUUGCGCGAGGCGGGCGCGAAGACGUGA